Messenger RNA from Chelonia mydas (Green sea turtle), 2063 nucleotides. RefSeq lists its product as uncharacterized. Bases 80 to 754 code for a protein of 224 amino acids. The record is from RefSeq and is a predicted model, not a curated record. The transcript is spliced from 3 exons. NCBI's taxonomy places the organism in Eukaryota, Metazoa, Chordata, Testudines, Cheloniidae.
ACAUUGGCAUAGGCUUCCCUUACGCUCCCUGUAACAAGCCACUUGCCAUUCUAGUGACGCUGUAGUCUGGGAGGAAGAUAUGGAGUCGGAGCUGCUAGGGGGGAUGCCUGUGUGCUCCCCGGCAGAGCCAGUGCACGGGCAGUUCCUGACUCUGCUGGACACUGUGGGCAGGCGGAAUGGCCAGGUGCUAGUGAUGGAGAUGGACGACGUACAUGAUGCAGCCCCGCUUGUGCAGAUGGACUUUGCCCAGGCGCUCUUCAGAGGGAUCGACCUAGAGGCCAAACUCCACCGGAAGGAGGAAAUCAAGGAGGAAGAGCAGGAGAUGCAACCACAGCUGGUCUUCAUGCUCUGGCAAUCGGCCACGCUGAGGCAGCUCAUGCAGUGGGAACACCUGGAUGAAACACUCUGGAACUUAAGGAAUCUCUUUCCCUGCAUGCCAGCAGCUCUGGUACUGGUGAUGAUCCAGCCAGACCUGCAGCACCAGCAGGUGGAACCAGAACGGGCGGCAGGGGCGCUAAGGAGAAUGCAGUGCUUGCUAGAUGGUGGCUUCCAGGAACUGGUGGUGGAAGCAGCUGUUUAUAGCCCAGGCCAGCCAGACGGGACCCUGGAGGUCAAGAGAGCUGCCUGCAGAGCCCUGAGAGAAGUUCUGAAGGGCCAAGAAGAAAUGACUCCCCAGGAUCCAGUUACCAUCCGACUCAGCUUGGGUGUGUGCAACACAGGAUAUGAAAGACGGUAUGAGGACAGGCUCCCUUAGGCCGCAUUGCAAUGUGCCUGGAAGCUCCUAUAUCCAGCUAAGAUCUGAACUGCCACCAAAAUAAAAAACCAAAAACAAAAAAACUACACAACAAAAAAACCCCACACAUUAAAAUUUGGAGUUUAUUCUCUGUUUGCAUGCCUGUGUGUAUGUAUAAACUUCAAACCAUUUAUCACUUACAGCAGGGCAGACAAAAUGUCCUGGGACAGUUUUCAUGUGAGGAAUUAUGUAAUGACAGUGGACUCUUCUUUAUAUUUACAGCUGCUUAAAUAUUUAUUUUAAACCCUUAACAUCAAACAUUAAAUAUUUUUUAAAAUAUUUCACAGCCAAAAAACGUGAUUUCUUGUUUAGUUGUAUCAUUAUCUGGAUCUAUUUUAAACUCAUGAACUCUUCAGUCUGGAAUCUACGUCUACACAGCAACAACAAACCAAUGGGAGUGAGUCUGAGAGCCUGGAUCAACUGACUUGGGCUUGAGCUAUGGGACUAAAAAUAGCAGUGUAUACGUUUCUGCUCGGGCUGGAGCCCAGGCUCCGAGACCCUCCCCGCUUUCCAGGUUGCAAAGCCCAGCUCAGGCGGAGCGUCCACACUGCUGUGUUUAGCUCCAGAGCACAAGCCGGAGUCAGCUGAUCUAGGCUCUGAGACUUGCUGUGUGGGGUGUUUUUGUUUUUUUUUUUUUUUUUUGCAAUGUAGACGUACCCUUGUAUGUUUUGUAAUGCACCUAGCACAGUUCUGGGAGUCGCACAAAAGCAGCCCUGAUUAUUCUGGAGGAAACUCUCUAGCCUGAAGUGGCGCAUCUUGUCAUUUGCUUCCCACGUUUCAUUUCUUAUGGUUGGUUUGAAUUUGAAAGGAAUUGAAUCUCUGUAGGUAUGGGAGGGUGUUGAGUGCCAGCUAAUGUCACCAGCUCCAAGCAUUCAUAACUCACAAGUCAAGCUCCAAAAAAUCAUGAAAUUUUAAAAAACAGGAACUGCUGUCCAAGGUCACCCUGCAGGCCGGUGACAGAGAAAGGUCACCCUUCCCAGUGUCCUGGGCUUCAUGGUCUGAGUUCAGCUCAGUUCCUUGAGUAGCACAGCAGAAGGGGGUUUGCAAGAGGGUUUUAAAUCCAGAGAGGAGGAGGUCACAGAGGCUGGACCAGGCGCAGGGGGCAGUGUGGAAGAAGGCAUGGGAGAUGUCUGAGAGAAGCUGACCCGUGUGGGCGGAUGACGCUGGCAUUGCUGCCAGAGCAGAGGUGGCAAUGGUGAGGGGCCGGUUAAGCAGGGUGGGGCAGAGUUCUGCCGAGCUUUGCAGGCGGUGAGGAGAAGCUUGAAUAUGA